AUGACCAGGCAGGAGGCCCGUGAUGCAGCACGCCUCCAUAUUGGUGAUACAGGAUUGAUAGAUCAUGUCCUCAAAGCGAUGAAUAAUGUAAUAAUUGGGAAUUACAUUGUUUGGCGUUCAGUGAACAGAUCGACUAAGGUUCUGGAGUAUACUAUUCAAGAUUUCAAGGGUGACAAACAGGUUUACCACUCAAAAGUGAAAGAGCCAAUUUGGACAUGUAGUAUUGGUCCUGGAAGAAGUGUUUACGAUGAUCUCGUCUAUCUGUAUAGAAAUGUUUUGCUGGACUAUCCGGAGUCUCCAUCGGUGGAAUUCGUUGCUCAAAUGAUUCUUCAUAGUAAGCAUUUUGUGAAGGAGCAGCUUUUAGAGAUGAGGAUCAUGAGUCUCUAA
This is a messenger RNA of Salvia miltiorrhiza (redroot sage), 387 nucleotides long. Lineage: Eukaryota; Viridiplantae; Streptophyta; Magnoliopsida; Lamiales; Lamiaceae. The record is from the annotation of a RefSeq genome assembly.